Molecule: messenger RNA, 2214 nt
Organism: Drosophila simulans
Lineage: Eukaryota; Metazoa; Arthropoda; Insecta; Diptera; Drosophilidae
Product: acyl-CoA Delta-9 desaturase
Exons: 5
Coding region: 406-1632 (408 amino acids)
Biological process (GO): unsaturated fatty acid biosynthetic process
Cellular component (GO): endoplasmic reticulum membrane
Molecular function (GO): stearoyl-CoA 9-desaturase activity; iron ion binding
Source: RefSeq, a predicted model, not a curated record
UUAAAUUUCGGUGUUGGUUAACUUUUGAGGCACUGUAUCCAUCCGCCAGCUCUCUCGGCCCGAUCAGCGUCUCAAAGUCUCAAAAAGCCAGCGUCUAACGAUCGAUCGCGGUGCGGUGUGCGAAUUCUUUGAACUAGGCGCUUAAAAAGCACUGCCAGUUGCUACGAUCCCUCAUACGCCGUGCAUUCAUCGCGCCUCGUGGACGUGCCGUGUGUAGUGGCUGUAAAAAGCGGAGAACCCAAACAAAAAGCUAUCAUAUAUCGAGGAAUCGUCCUUAUCGAGGCGAUUCGAAAACGAACUCUAGUGCCAACAGUGAUCAAGUGUAGUGUGAGCGAACCAAACUCAGCGGAUUUUGAGUUUUUCACUUGGAUUUCCAGACAUUAGUUGCAAACUCAAUCCUUUAAGAUGUCGCCCAACAUAAUAGGCAGUACCUUUAUAUUGGCCGAGACGGCCAUUGCCGAUGGCAACAACAACAAAAUGGCCGCCACACCAGCAGCUUCCGCCGCCCCUCCUGCAGCCACGCCCAGCCAGAAGGUGGCCAAGAAGGCGGAGGCCAAGACGCCCGAGAACAAGCCCUACGAACUGGAGAUCGUGUGGCGCAACGUGGGACUCUUCGUCAUCCUCCACUCGAUGGCCCUGUACGGUCUGUACCUGGUGUUCGCCGAGAGUGCCUACUGGGAACUCUUGCCAGUCUAUGCCACCAUGUUCCUCGGAGGUCUUGGCAUCACGGCCGGAGUGCAUCGUCUGUGGUCGCACAAGGCCUACAAGGCUAAGCUGCCAUUGCGCAUCUUCCUUAUGCUGUGCCAGUCCCUGGCCUUCCAGAACAGCAUCUGGGAGUGGACCCGUGACCACCGUGUGCACCACAAGUUCACCGACACACACGCCGAUCCCCACAACUCCCGUCGCGGCUUCUUCUUCGCCCACAUGGGCUGGCUGAUGUGCAAGAAGCACCCCGAUGUGACCAGCAAGGGCAAGCAGAUCUCCAUGGAGGACAUUGAGCAGGAUCCCGUCGUUAUGUUCCAGAAGAAAAUGUACUUUGUGGUGAUGCCCAUCUGCUGCUUCGCCCUGCCCAUGAUCUUCCCCUACUACGUGAUGGGCAGCUCGCUGCGCGUCUGCUUCUUCACCUGCUCCAUGCUGCGCUUCUGCCUGUCGCUGCACUUCACCUGGCUGGUGAACAGCGCCGCCCACUUCUACGGCAUGAAGCCCUACGAUGUCAACGUGAGCGCCAUGAACAACAAGCUGGUGUCCACCCUGACCAUCGGCGAGGGAUGGCACAACUACCACCACGUCUUCCCCUGGGACUACAAGGCAGCAGAGCUGGGCACCUACAGCUUCAACUGGACGACGGCCUUUAUCGAUGUGAUGGCUAAGAUCGGACAAGCCUAUGACCUGAAGUUCGUCUCGCAGGAGAUGGUCUACAAACGAGUCCUUCGCACUGGCGAUGGCUCCCACAUUGCCGCCCUGCUGGAUGCCAACAACAACAGUGCCAUUCCGACCAGCGAGCUGGUGGCCCACCUGGAUCACGAGAAGGAGGAGCACGCCAUUUGGGGAUGGGACGACAAGGAUAUCAGCGAGGAGGAUCGCAAGGGAGCCAAUGUGGUGAACAAGGAGUCCGAGUGCAAGCUGGAUUAGAGAUCGGGGACCAGUGGGAGUUCACCCAAAACGAACACACUUCUUGCUGCCACAUCGGGUCUUCAGUAUUUAAUUAUAUUAAUUGCCUAUUCUCCGUACUGCCUGCGCAUCUGAGUGGUGGCUGUAAACUGAAAACUGAAAAUAACUACAUAAGGGGGAUUCCGAUCGUGGGACCCGUUAUGAUGGCAGCAAGGACAUCUUAUAUAUCAAUGGCUUCAAUUCCAAAUACUACAAAACAAAUGAAAACUAUUCGAGAUUAGUCAAUGCAACUCGUUCGCAGCAACAGAGUGUUAAAAAAACCUGCACCCUAUUAAUUCUCUACACAAUCCCUAUCUCGCACUUGUCGUUCGGGGAUAAUGAACACAUCUGCCACCCUCUCCCUCUCCCUAUCUCUAUCUCUAUUUUUAUAUAUUAAUAACUGUAUAUUUACGCAAGAGGUUCUAGAAUUAAGCGUACCUGCUAAGAUCUAUUUUAAGCAUCGACUUUUAUGUGUGUGUACAUUGUGUUAGUUAUGUAGGUCUAAAUUGUACAUUUCAAUCCAACUAUUGUUGAAAAUUAUAACAAAAAUUAUAAAAAACCAAA